Messenger RNA from Trichomonas vaginalis G3, 456 nucleotides. RefSeq lists its product as uncharacterized. The transcript has a single exon. The record is from RefSeq and is a predicted model, not a curated record. The coding region runs from base 1 to 456 and encodes 151 amino acids. Lineage: Eukaryota; Parabasalia; Trichomonadida; Trichomonadidae.
AUGUUAGAUGAAAUUCAUAGACAAGAACGUGAAGAGAUGGAAAAGAAACUUCAAGCAAAAGAUGAAGUCAUUGAAGCAAAAGACAAAAGCAUUCAGAAAAGAAUACCACGUUCGGUACCAAAAGGAAAGGAAAAGAACUAUAAGUAUAUGAUUUAUACUGAAGAGAUGGAAAAUGAAGAAGACAGAGAUAUGGUUAUGUUGCAUUUAGUCAGAAGAAACAACAAAAGCUUUUACGACUUAGCUAAGAUUUACAAAUCUGACAGAAAUUGGUUCUAUCGCGAAAACUUACCGAUUUCAAUGACCCCAAAUGAAGAUGUGAAACAAAUAGUUCAAGAUACUUUACCUCAAACACACUAUGAUAUGAAAGGUUGUACAAUACUUACCUUCAAAGAAGACUUACCGCUACUGAAGGAAAAAAUAACAGAGUAUUUUGACAACUUCAAACAAGUAGGGUAG